ACGCUGCCAUAUACGCCAUGCCAAGCAUUGUAUGCUAUGGCCACUGUCUCUCAGGGAUCUAGUCCAGUCUAUCGUAAUAAGACAGCUUGGCAGGCUUGUGGCGGCUGUUUGUCAAACUAAAACUUGUCACUUCACUUUCCCGGCGCGGCAGUAGUGGGGCAUGAAGGCGGACGCAAGGGAGAAAAGGGGAGUUAUUGGAGGGGAUAGGUUGGUUCGCCAGCGGCGGUUCCGUGGUUCAGUAUGUUGGCUGACCAGAGACGGAAACGGGCUAUGCUCAGUUACCCAUAGGAAUAGGCCAUCCCAUCCCGCUGCGUUGGCCCGAGAUUGCAGGACCUGAUGAGGCCCUCCAUUCUACUACGCAUAAACCUGCUACACUCUGGAUACGGGACAUCGUGUAAUGCAGAGAGGGAGCCACGAUGCACUCCCUCCCAACCAACCUCAGAUGCGCCAUUUACAUGUGGGGAAGAUCUCGACUAUCACCCAGCCGCUGAACACGGGUGAUCUGAGCAAAUUAUGCCCUUUUCCCUCCACUCCCUCCGCCGAGCCCCAUCGAUCUAGCCCAAGCGGGCCUGCUCCUUCCCUUGCUGCACUUUCCACCUCAGAAACUUCAUCCUCCUACCAUUCAUUUAGAUGGCAACCACAGAGAGCUGCGCCUUCCUCAUCAUCUCGCUACGGCCCGUGCUUCGCAGCAGUGUUUGGUUGGUUGGCUAGGUGGGUGGCUGCAUCGUGAAAAAUGACCAUCCAGACCCCCGGCAUCGAUGGUGUCUCUGUCAAUCUUCCCCGUAAGUCUUGGUACGACAGGUAUAGUGCAGCUUGCCGUACUGUCUGUGCUACUCUACCAUUUUUUUUUAUACUGGGCCUCCUUGCUUGAUCAUCCUCCCUAGACCCGGCAUAUUUCCUUGGAGGCACGUCCGUUUACUCUUGGCUUCUGGCCAACUUUUGAUGUCCCCCCCGUUUACUACUCCUGGAAGUAGUCGGCGGUGAGGUGAGUGGGGGGUGUGAGAUGGGGAGGACCCUGAUGAAGGGGACCCCGAGGAGAAAGUGUGACCCCAAGCCACCGGUAUAAGCAAUACCAGAUUGGGUUAUGAAAAGCUCCCCUCCUCAAAUAUAUUCUUUGCCCUAUGUUCCCUAUCUUACCCGCUCGUGUCUCCUCCUAAUCUCGUUUCCCCAAAAUAUUCUACCUCUUUCUCCCCCUUACCUUAUUCCUUCGGCUUAUUCUCACUUAAUCGCGGCUUCCCUAAUAAACCUGUCUCUCCUGCUUAAUAGACACUUGGCAGGCAACCUUAAUCUCUCACCUCUCACAGACUAGACUGUCCCUCGAGUCGUCCUUCCACCUUUACAUCUGUCCAGACGACAACUAUUCACCCUAUCGUGAACACAGAUUUCUCACACGGCGUGCACGCCGUUCUCACCUCCUCACCUCCGCCACAAUGUCAAUAUUUCUAUGGGCCACCCGGCGAGUGGGAGGCCUCUCAGUCCUCACAUUGGCGUCCCUGCUGUCCAUAUCACUAUACCUCGAGUGGUCGACGCGCAAACAAAAUAUCCAAAAGCCACACGGUGAUUCCAAAGCGCCGAGCCAUGCCUCGCAUACAACGGCACCCAUCACCAAUGGAGGCUACUGGACUCUCGCUUUCGCAUACUACUCCGUCCUCAUUCAUGUCAUGGUCCUCAUGUUCCCUGUCCGAGCAUGCUUAGCAGUGGGCAGCCUCACGCGCGGUGUGAAAGCUGUUUCGCGCAACAGGAGUCUACAGCGCUUCAAGUAUGGCCCGACACGCAGGCUUUCAUUCAUGUCUCUCGCGAGUGAUGUGACUCUCACAUCAUCCCUUGCCUCGACCACGGCUUCCAGUGAUGCGGGAGACUCUGACAUGAUCGACUCCGUUACCGAUGUUGAGUAUGACCAGGACAAGGUUAUUCAUGCUAUUAUAAUCCCUAAUUACAAGGAGGAUGUCGACGGGCUGCGCGAGACCUUGGAUGUUCUUGCUUCUCAUCCUCAGGCACGAUUGAGUUAUGAUGUAUAUCUUGCAAUGGAGACCCGCGAAUCUGGCGCAGAAGUAAAGGCUAUGGGCCUGGUCUCCGAGUAUAUGAAGAAGUUUCGUUUUAUCUACUUUACGAUGCACCCGAGUGAUAUUCCAGGCGAGGCGCCUGGAAAAGGUAGCAACGCCGCAUGGGCGGCGCGGAAGCUCAGCGAGAGAUAUUCUAUUGAGGAGCGCAGAGAUGUCAUUAUUACUGGAAUAGAUGCCGAUAGCCACCUUUCUUCGAACUACACCGCUUUAAUUACUAAUAUGCAUCUCGAAUACCCGGAGUUGGCACAAACCACCCUAUACUCAGCACCUAUCUUAUUCGACAGAAACGCCCAUCUUGUCCCGACUGUUGUCCGAGUUGCUGAUAUCCUAUGGUGCGCAGCUGGAUUGUCUGGCCUAUACGCCUGUUCGUCUAUCAGGCCGCCUACCUCUGUCUAUUCUCUACCCCUGGAGUUGGUAGACCGCGUUGGCGGCUGGGAUUCGGACCCUGAGGCCAUCGGAGAAGAUCUGCACAUGUAUCUGAAGUGCUUCUUCGCUUUGAACGGUAACCUGACGAGCAGGACCGUUCUGUCUCCUGUCAGCCAGACAAGUGUGUGCAGCGGACAGAAGGGACACCGAGGCUUGGUUAUGGAUAUCCGCGCAAGAUACGCACAGGCUAUGCGCCAUAUGUGGGGUGCUUUGGAUAGCGGAUAUGCGAUGAGACAAAUGGUCAAGCUGUGGAAGAACAGGAAGACGACAGUCCACACCUACAGACCACUCCACACGACCCUCAACGCCGAAACCGACUACCUCCCCACCCCCGACGAGAAGAUGGAAGAGCGCAAGGCCGAGAACGGCAUCUUCUCCGACGUCACGCACGGCGACGUCAGCUCCCCCGACUACAUCCGCAUCUUCUACCUCUUCCACCGCCUCUUCGAGGCCCACUUCCUCCCCACCCACAUGAUCCUCCUCGUCCUCGCCUCCUCCCUCUACACCUGUAUCACCGCCGACAAGCCCGACACCCUACACAUCGGCUGGACCUUCGCCCUAACCAACUACCUCCGCAUCAUCAGCUUCGGCGGCACAGCCGUCUACCUCAUGCUCUACGAGAGCUACCACGCCACCGGCGCCGGCCUGCGUCUCGCCGAGAUGACCGCCGUCGGGCUCGCGGAGCACAUGGUCUUCUCCUUCCGCAAGUUCCCCGGCAACCUGGUCGAUUACGCGGUCUCGCCCCUGGUGGCGCCGCUGUUUGGAUGUGUGCCCGCGCUGCAGGCGCAGUUUAGCCACUUCUGGACGCAGGAGCUGGUUUAUGCUGUUAGUGCCAAGCCGGAGGUGGUGGGAAGGGUGAGGGCGAAGAGUGUGAGUGGGGAGGAGUUUCUGAGCGUGUGAGGGGCUGUGUGCUUCGUUGUGAAUUCUUCUUUUUUUCUUGCUGCUGCUGGUGGAGUGGGGGAGUUUUGGACAGAUGAUAGUGUAUUUUUGGGGUUG
Messenger RNA from Pseudogymnoascus verrucosus, 3485 nucleotides. RefSeq lists its product as uncharacterized. Lineage: Eukaryota; Fungi; Ascomycota; Leotiomycetes; Thelebolales; Thelebolaceae. The transcript is spliced from 4 exons. The record is from RefSeq and is a predicted model, not a curated record. Bases 1431 to 3389 code for a protein of 652 amino acids.